Messenger RNA from Alternaria hordeiaustralica, 3144 nucleotides. RefSeq lists its product as uncharacterized. The record is from RefSeq and is a predicted model, not a curated record. Gene Ontology annotation, cellular component: endoplasmic reticulum membrane. The transcript is spliced from 6 exons. The coding region runs from base 1 to 3144 and encodes 1047 amino acids. Gene Ontology annotation, molecular function: phosphatidate cytidylyltransferase activity; protein binding. Lineage: Eukaryota; Fungi; Ascomycota; Dothideomycetes; Pleosporales; Pleosporaceae.
AUGGCGCGCCCGAGAAAGGACGUCAAGUUCAACCACCAGGUCCGCAGCGCCAGCAACGGCAGGGCGCGGAGACCCUCUCAGAGCAUGUCCGAGUACAGCGACCCGGGCAGUCCGACUAUCAAAGAAGAGACGGCCCCUCCAGCCACCGAACAGCCCCCCCAGACCGAGUACGAGAAGAAGAAGGCCAACUUCAUAACGCGCACAACAUGGACCCUCGUCAUGAUUGCCGGCUUCUUCUGGGCCCUCGGCGCGGGUCAUCUCUUCAUAAUCAUCAUCGUCACGGCAGUCCAGGUCAUAUCCUUUAAGGAGGUCAUCGCAAUCGCAAAUGUGCCCAGCAAGGCCCGCAGCCUGCGCUUCACCAAGUCGCUGAAUUGGUACUUCCUCGGCACCGCCAUGUACUUCCUCUAUGGCGAGAGUGUCAUAUACUACUUCAAGCACGUCCUGAUGGUCGACCGUCUACUGCUGCCCCUGGCUACCCACCACAGGUUCAUCUCCUUCAUGCUGUACAUAAUCGGCUUCGUCUUCUUCGUCUUCUCGCUCCAGAAGGGCCACUACAAGUUCCAGUUCACCCAGUUUGCUUGGACGCAUAUGGCCCUCUUCCUCAUCGUCGGACAGGCGCACUUUGUCAUCAACAACAUCUUCGAAGGAUUCAUCUGGUUCAUUCUCCCCGUCUCCAUGGUCAUCACCAACGAUAUCUUCGCUUACCUUUGCGGUAUUACGUUUGGACGGACACCCCUCAUUCAGAUCUCGCCUAAGAAGACAUGGGAGGGCUUCCUCGGCGCCUGGUUCUUCACUGUUAUCUGGGGUAUGCUCGUUGUCCACUUCCUCGGCGACUACAAGUAUUUCAUCUGCCCGGUCAACGAUCUGGGCGCAAACAUCUGGUCCGGUCUCGAAUGCAGGCCAAACCCGGUCUUCAUCGCGCGCGACUAUACUGUUCCCUUCCUUCCCGAGGGUCUCCCCAUCCCGCGAACAUUCAACAUUAUGCCAGUGCAAUUCCACGUCAUCAUGCUCGGAACCUUCGCGUCUCUUAUCGCGCCGUUCGGUGGCUUCUUCGCUUCUGGCCUGAAGCGUACCUUCAAGAUUAAGGACUUUGGCGACUCCAUCCCUGGUCACGGUGGAAUGACUGACCGCAUGGACUGCCAGUUCAUCAUGGGCUCCAUUGCUUUCUUCUACUACUCGAGCUUCAUCGCCGUGCACCACACCACAGUCGGUGGAGUGAUUGAAGCAGCCAUCACUGGACUCACCUACGAGGAGCAAAUGGAGGUUGUCAAGAUCAUGAGCAAGCACUUGGUGAACCAGGAAGUAAUCUCACCAAAGGUACUGGAACUUCUUUCAGAGCAAGUGGUGAGGAGACCUCCGCUCGCCCAGCUCCCGACCUACAUCCUAUACGAACAUGUGCGGGCCGAAGGCGCCAAGGGAAACUUCGACGAAGUCAUGAACAUCUGCAGGGUCUUGAUCAAAGACAGAGGGGAGGUGCCGAACAGGGAGAUGUACACGGCCGUACUACACAGCUUCGUCGACUCCGUCAAUGGCACGGCGGGGAAGGUCCGCAAGGUGCUGGAAGAGAUGGGCUUCUGGGACGAGACCGAUGGAUCUCUGACCGGAAGGCCAAGAAUCUUGCUGGAUGCGCGGGGCUGUGAAUGCGUGCUUGAGGUGCUUGCAGUGCACCCGGACUACCUCCUCCGCACCGACAUCCUCGAAUACAUGAAGUCGCGAUGGUUCAUGCCAUCCGACCGUGCGCGCAACUUCAUCAUAGCCGGAAUGCUACGCGAGCGACAUUUCGAACACGCACUCGAGCUGCUGGAGGAGAUGGUCAGGAGCAAAGCACGCGUGGAGAGCUGGCUGUUUGACAAGGCUAUAUGGAUGCUGCUGGAAUUUGGGGAGGUCGAAGAAGCAUUCUACGUGCUGAGUCUCAAGGAGGGUGUGCAUAGCAAGAGUAGCGGAACAGGUACCGUCCAGCUCAGUAUCGCUCUCUGGGGAGCGUUGCUAGAUGCCGCGGCGCACAAGCAGCUUUACGCAGAGACGAGCCUUGUAUGGAUUGCGCAAGUUCAGCCGGGCUACCUGAAGCCUGGCACUGGCGCCUGCCUGCACGUACUCACUCUCGCCUCACGACACGGAGAUAUCCAGCUCGCUACCGAUGUCUUUCGCGUCCUGACCGAACGAGGUACAACGUUCACCUCGCAACACUAUGAACUGCUCAUAUCCACAUACCUCAACGCCAACGACCUGCAAGCAGCUCUGUCUGUCAUCCUCAUCAUGGUUGAUUCGAACUUGAAGGUCAAUUCUGGGACCUGUGAUCCACUCUACUGGUAUCUGUCCGCAAAACAUCACAACGAUGACAGCAGACCGAUGCAAGCCUUCAGAUAUCUGCAAGACUUUGAGACUUCUGGCCGCAAAGUUCCCACCGCUGCCGUUAACGCGUGCAUCAAAGCCAGCAUCGCCAACAAGCGCCUGGAAGAAGGCAUCGAGAUUUACAAAGCGCUGCACACGGUAUCUCAUGCUGGCCCGAACACAGAAACGUUCAACAUCCUGUUUCAAGGCUGCCAUAGAUCCGCCCGCAAGGAGCUUGCCAUGUUCUUUGCGAACGAAAUGGUCAAGCUGGGUCUCAAACCUGACCGCAUUACGUAUGAUCGUCUGAUCCUGGUGUGCCUAGAAUCGGGUGACCUGGAAGAUGCUCUGCUCUACUAUGAGGAGAUGCGGUCAACGGGCGCGACAACUGGCAAAAAGGGCCCCUUGAAGCCUAGAAGGAAGACGUGGGAGACAUUGAUCCACAGGUGUGUCUUGAAGGGCGACGAAAGAGCAGUCGCGCUGUUGAAGGAUUACAAAGCUAGUGUGGAGGAACCGCGAAUCGCAGUGGAGCGGGCUGUCAUCGAUCGCUUCGAGUAUGGCAUCAUACCGACCAAUCUAGCGGAGAUCGGACGAGCGACACCCGAACAGACAGCCGACGCUGUCAAAGACCGACAUGGCAAGCCGGAGGCUGGUCGAACCCCAGACGCUGACUCGGAACUGUCGGAGGGACGAAGUGGGGCGGAGCCUGAAGGAACGAGCUCGAGUGCGAACACCGAGACGGGGACGCAGAAAGCCGAAACUGUUGACGGGCUUUCACAGCUUAUGAGAGUUAGCAAGAGCACCAAGCAGUACUAG